Messenger RNA from Cinclus cinclus, 816 nucleotides. RefSeq names its product snake venom metalloprotease inhibitor 02A10-like. Bases 1 to 816 code for a protein of 271 amino acids. The transcript has a single exon. The record is from RefSeq and is a predicted model, not a curated record. NCBI's taxonomy places the organism in Eukaryota, Metazoa, Chordata, Aves, Passeriformes, Cinclidae.
AUGCUGCUCACAAAAGCAAAAGUGGCACAGCCCACACUAGAGUGGUGGAGGAGUCCUGGGAGCCGCUCACAGCAGGAAAACCAGCGGUUCCCCAGCGGUUCCCCAGCAGUUCCCCAGCGGUUCCCCAGCGGUUCCCCAGCGGUUCCCCAGCGGUUCCCCAGCAGUUCCCCAGCGGUUCCCCAGCAGUUCCCCAGCAGUUCCCCAGUGGUUCCCCAGCGGUUCCCCAGCAGUUCCCCAGUGGUUCCCCAGCAGUUCCCCAGCGGUUCCCCAGUGGUUCCCCAGCAGUUCCCCAGCAGUUCCCCAGCAGUUCCCCAGCGGUUCCCCAGCAGUUCCCCAGCGGUUCCCCAGCGGUUCCCCAGCAGUUCCCCAGUGGUUCCCCAGCAGUUCCCCAGCGGUUCCCCAGUGGUUCCCCAGCAGUUCCCCAGUGGUUCCCCAGCGGUUCCCCAGCGGUUCCCCAGUGGUUCCCCAGCAGUUCCCCAGCGGUUCCCCAGCGGUUCCCCAGCAGUUCCCCAGUGGUUCCCCAGCAGUUCCCCAGCGGUUCCCCAGCGGUUCCCCAGCAGUUCCCCAGCAGUUCCCCAGCAGUUCCCCAGCGGUUCCCCAGUGGUUCCCCAGUGGUUCCCCAGCAGUUCCCCAGCAGUUCCCCAGUGGUUCCCCAGCAGUUCCCCAGCGGUUCCCCAGCGGUUCCCCAGCGGUUCCCCAGUGGUUCCCCAGUGUCCCAGUCUCUGGAGCCUGUGUUGGGGUGCACUGAGCUGGGUCCAGGACAGCACAUCUGUGUCAGUCUUGAUGUUGGCAGAGCUGACGGCAGGCCCAGAGUGA